Lodderomyces elongisporus is the source of this 327-nucleotide messenger RNA. It is a transcript of the gene ATP14, whose product is annotated as F1F0 ATP synthase subunit h. NCBI's taxonomy places the organism in Eukaryota, Fungi, Ascomycota, Pichiomycetes, Serinales, Debaryomycetaceae. The transcript is spliced from 2 exons. The coding region runs from base 1 to 327 and encodes 108 amino acids. Gene Ontology annotation, molecular function: proton-transporting ATP synthase activity, rotational mechanism. The record is from RefSeq and is a predicted model, not a curated record. Gene Ontology annotation, biological process: proton motive force-driven ATP synthesis.
AUGUUGAGAAUUGCAAGCCUUUCAUCAAAGAGAUUCUUUUCACUCACACCAAGAAGAUCCAACUUGAUUGGUGAUUUGUAUGUGAACAAUAUCAGACAAUUCAAAGCCAAGCCUUUGUCACAAGAAGAAAUCGAUGCUGCUGUCAAGAAAUUCCAAUUGCCAGGUAAACCAUCAAUUCCACAAAUUCACGAAUUGUCAACUGAAGAAGUGAAAACCUAUGAAGACAGUGAAGUUGAAACACAAACUGAACAAGCUACUUCUGCUGAGGACUCAUCUGAAAACGGUGACUGGUUCGUCUUUGACACUGUUGAGGAAGAACACCACUAA